Molecule: messenger RNA, 6523 nt
Organism: Polypterus senegalus (gray bichir)
Lineage: Eukaryota; Metazoa; Chordata; Cladistia; Polypteriformes; Polypteridae
Gene: col4a2
Product: collagen, type IV, alpha 2
Exons: 48
Coding region: 160-5232 (1690 amino acids)
Cellular component (GO): basement membrane; collagen trimer
Molecular function (GO): extracellular matrix structural constituent
Source: RefSeq, a predicted model, not a curated record
AGCAUCACCUCCCAGAAUACAUUCUUUAAACGCGGUCAACUUCCAGUUUGCAAGCAGUCAGCUUCAGUAACGCACUUUGGGAAGCGAUCGAUUCGAGGGCCGUCGGAUAUGAAGAGUUAGGCUGGACAUUCGGAUGAAGACAAAGUAACGGUUUUCAAAAUGAAUCUCCAUGCACCAUUCAGUGUGAGACUGCUGUUGCUGUUUGUUCUUUUUGCAGUUCCUGUUGAAUCGGGUGGAAAGUCUAAUGUGGGGCCAUGUGCUGGGAGAGACUGCAGUGGUCCAUGCAAGUGUUUUCCAGAGAAAGGGGCCCGUGGUCAGCCUGGUCUUCUUGGCCCACAAGGACCGACUGGGCCUCCAGGCUUCCCUGGCCAUUCUGGUCAUCCUGGCCCUAAAGGAGAGAAAGGUGAACGGGGAAGGUCAGGACCAUCUGGCCCUAAAGGCAGUGUGGGAGCAGAAGGCGUUCCAGGCUUUACUGGAGCUGACGGCAUUCCUGGUCAUCCAGGUCAAGCUGGACCAAGAGGUAAACCAGGUGCUGAUGGCUGCAAUGGAACAAUUGGAGACUCUGGCCACUCUGGAGUGCCCGGGAUUGUUGGAUUUCCUGGAUUGACGGGCAUCAUGGGCCCUAAAGGACAAAAGGGUGAGCCUUGGCAUGUAACAGUAAUUAUGGAGCAAAUGAGGGGAGAUCCAGGUGACCCUGGCUUUCAGGGAUUCCAGGGUCCUAAUGGAGCUCCAGGUCCUAUAGGUCUGCAGGGCGCUUCAGGUCCUCUAGGACGACCAGGACCCCCUGGACCACCUGGACCAAAGGGUUCCCAGGAAACAGCACUGAAAGGAGAAAAAGGAGAACUAGGUGAUGCUGGGCCACCAGGAGAACCCGGGAGAUACACUUUUGAAGCACCCAAACCUUCUAUUAAAGGGCCGAGAGGUGACAUAGGAGGUAAGGGACCCAAAGGAAAUAUAGGAGAGCAAGGUCUACCUGGUUUUGGGGCAGAAAAAGGAGAAGACGGGGUAGUAGGUUUUCCAGGUGGAAGGGGUGCACCAGGCAUAGAUGGUUUGCCAGGGAUUCAUGGAGAAAAGGGAAUGACUGGAACUGAUGGUACCCCAGGACAACAUGGAUUUAAAGGACUGAAGGGUGCCAGAGGUGACACAGGACCCAAAGGAACAACAACUUUUAUUCGAGUUGUCCCUUCCCAGAUUAAAGGUGAAGCAGGAGAUGUUGGCGUUGAAGGAGAAAGAGGAACCAAGGGUAACAGAGGUGACUCAGGCGAGGCUGGUCCAGCUGGCUAUCCUGGUAUACCUGCAAGCACAGCUGGGAGACGUGGUAAACCAGGUCUUCCUGGUCCACCAGGAAAGCGUGGUGAUACUGGUGACACUGGAGCUCCCGGAUCUGGUGUUCCUAUUCCUGGGCUUCCUGGAAAUGAUGGCCGUCACGGUAACCCUGGUCUUCCAGGAAAAAAAGGACAAACUUCGAAAGGAACUGGAUCUCCAGGAGAACGAGGUGCACCUGGCCGCACUGGAGAGAGAGGCUUUAAAGGAGACCACGGUGAAUGUGCAUGUGAACAGCAGACGCCAGGAGAACCUGGUGAGACUGGACGGCCUGGCCCAGAGGGACUUCCAGGCAGGACUGGAGAACAGGGCCAGCGUGGGGAUCCUGGUGACCCAGGACCAGGAGGAGAAAGAGGGACUCAGGGUCCUCAAGGAGACACUGGCUCACCUGGGCUAAAAGGCCCGAAAGGAGAAGCCAUUGUAGUCAAUGAGAAAGGUAGCAAAGGAGAUACAGGAGAUGCAGGUUUACCAGGAUUUGUAGGUCCCAGAGGGCUACCAGGACGUGAUGGUUUUCCUGGUGCAAAAGGAUUCAAAGGUCUUUCUGGUGAUGGAGUUAAAGGACCCCAAGGAGACAAAGGAUACCAAGGUCCACCAGGUCAAUCAGGAACAGUAGGUGAAACCGGUCUACCUGGCCUUACCUACCCCUCUGUGAUUGGUCCCCGAGGACUACCAGGUGAUGUUGGCUUUGAUGGGCCCCCUGGACCUUCAGGUGCCCAAGGGAAUAAAGGUGACUGCGGAUGUUGCACUGCUCAGGGUCAUCAGGAAGGUGUUGGGAGACAGGAGAAUGAGACGGCACCAACAGGUGAGCCAUGCAGCACCAAGGGAGAGCCUGGACCCCCAGGACCUCCAGGGUUGCCAGGCUUGAGUGGAAGGAAAGGAGUAUUUGGAUUUCCAGGAUUACCUGGACCAAAAGGCAUCACUGGAAUCAAAGGUGAAUUUGGCAGUCCAGGUUCAGGAGGGCAACCAGGGCCUCCAGGAUUUAUUGGGCCUCGUGGAGAUGAAGGUGUUCCCGGUGAAACUGGACAGCCUGGCUUCAGAGGUAAACCAGGAAACCCGGGAACCUCUGGCUCUCUGGGGCAGAAAGGAGCCCAAGGUGAUAUACUUGAUGCUGUACCUGGGCCCAAAGGAGAAUCUGGACCUCAUGGAUCAUUAGGACAGAAAGGACAUCCAGGUGAACAAGGACCACCAGGAAUCCCAGGAAGACAAGGGAUGCCAGGAUUAACAGGCCCUAAGGGUGUGAAAGGUUCUCUAGGUUUCAAAGGGAUUAUGGGUUUACCAGGACCAAAGGGAGUGAGUAGGCAACCUGGAAAUCCAGGAGAAUCAGGAAUUCGUGGAGUACCUGGUAACACAGGAAUCUCAGGCUUCCCGGGAGAACGAGGGGAUCCAGGACAACAAGGCCCACCUGGAACCAUAGGUAUAAAAGGAUAUUCUGGCAUUCAUGGAGAUAUGGGACCUCAAGGACAACAAGGUCUACCUGGCAAUAGAGGCUUACCUGGACCAGAGGGAUAUCCUGGUAUACCUGGACAGAAAGGAACAAAGGGCUUUUUUGGCAUGCCAGGAUUUGAUGGUGUUGUUGGGCAGAAAGGAUCUCGGGGCUCUCCAGGCUUGCAUGGGGAGAUUGGAAGUAUUGGAUUCACUGGCACUAAAGGAGUGCUUGGUCAGAUUGGAGAAAAAGGUGAUCGAGGAAAAGCUGGGGAUCCUGGACCUGUAAAUAUGCCACCAGUUGGUGAAUUAAAAAUGAAGGGGGAGAAGGGUUCACAAGGAGAAAUGGGUCAUAGAGGCUUUACUGGACCAAGAGGUGACAAAGGAAUGCCUGGGCCCCCAGGUUCACAAGGCUAUCAUGGAAUGCCUGGAGAACCUGGUGAGGAAAAGGGUGUGGUGGGUCCAGCAGGAACAAUUGGCCUUCCAGGUAUAAAAGGGUUGCCUGGCCAACAUGGACCUACUGGCAUUGAAGGGUUUCCCGGCAUGCCUGGAUAUAAAGGUGAAAAAGGAAGGACUGGAGUGCAUGGCGUUACAGGUGAAACUGGCAUCAAGGGACUGAAAGGGGAGACUGGACCAAGGCUAGAUAUGCCAGGGCCAACAGGCAGUCGAGGAGAACAGGGUCUGAAUGGACAGCCAGGGAGCCAUGGUCAACCCGGUGUUCCAGGCGAUAUUGGGGACAGAGGUUUCCAAGGAAUUGAUGGAAUGAAAGGUCAGAAGGGCAUUGAAGGAUACAGAGGAGAAGAGGGUUCUAUUGGUCUACGUGGAUAUGAAGGAUCUCAGGGUCAGACAGGUCCGCAUGGCUUUUCAGGCCAGUCUGGCAGUCCAGGGAAGCCAGGACUUAAAGGACAACCAGGUUUCCCUGGCACAAAAGGUUUGCCUGGCCUCGAUGGACUUGUGGGGCAAAAAGGCCUCCCAGGAUCACCCGGUGUGGAUGGCCUGGGUUUUCCAGGAGAGCCUGGCUUCGCAGGGCAGAGAGGAGAACCAGGAGAUCUCAAUGAGCAGACUGGAUUUCCAGGAACUCGUGGGGAGAAGGGAAAAAGAGGAGAUCCAGGUGAAACAGGCCUGGAAGGUGACAGAGGCUUCCAAGGUCCACCUGGACCCCCAGGCAUCUCUGAGAAAGUGGGGCUGCCUGGUGAUGUGGGCCCAUCAGGAAUACAGGGUGAAAAAGGUCUUCAAGGCUUCCAAGGAUUUCCUGGCAGACCUGCAGAGAAUGGUGAAAAAGGACAGCAGGGGGAUCCUGGAUCCUCUGGAUUUAGAGGACCAGAUGGAUUUAAAGGGGAUUAUGGCUACCAGGGUCCACAAGGAAUUGAAGGGAUUGCGGGACAGAAAGGUGAAAAAGGUGCUCAAGGUCUGAUGGGACUUCCUGGCAGAAGUGGAACAGUGGGAGACCAUGGCCCUACAGGAGCAAAGGGCAAUGCAGGACCUCCUGGUUUUGCGGGUGACCCAGGAUCUCCUGGACUGCCACCAAUUCCUCCACAAGUGAAAGGGGAACAGGGGGACCGUGGAAAGAUAGGAUUUCCUGGACCUAAUGGAGUCACAGGAGAACAGGGACAUGUAGGUCCCUCAGGGAAUCCAGGAAUCCCAGGUGCCAAUGGAAAGCCUGGUGCUCAGGGAGCAAGCGGUAGGCCAGGCAUACCAGGAAUCAGAGGUGAUGUUGGACAUGUUGGUCAGCAGGGUCUCCAGGGCUUCGAGGGACAUUCAGGCCGUCAAGGUACUCCAGGACAUCCUGGAAUGCCAGGCCGCAGCGUCAGUGUGGGAUACCUACUGGUGAAGCACAGUCAGUCUGACCAGAUACCCAUGUGUCCAGUGGGAAUGGCCAAACUUUGGGAUGGAUACAGCCUGCUUUACUUUGAGGGGCAAGAAAAAGCUCACAAUCAAGACCUGGGAUUGGCAGGAUCAUGUCUCCCAAAGUUCAGCACCAUGCCGUUCCUGUACUGCAAUCCUGGAGACGUCUGCUACUAUGCCAGCAGAAAUGACAAAUCCUAUUGGCUGUCCACCACCGCCCCCAUCCCCAUGAUGCCAGUGGAGGAAGACCAGAUUAAACCGUACAUCAGUCGGUGCUCUGUGUGUGAGGCCCCUUCACUUGCCAUCGCUGUCCACAGCCAGGACAUCACCAUCCCUCAGUGUCCUGUAGGCUGGCGCAGUUUGUGGAUUGGCUAUUCCUUCCUAAUGCACACGGCAGCAGGUGAUGAGGGUGGUGGCCAGUCUCUGGUAUCACCUGGCAGUUGCCUCGAGGAUUUCCGCGCCACUCCCUUUAUCGAGUGCAAUGGAGCCAAAGGGACCUGCCACUUUUUCGCCAACAAGCAUAGCUUCUGGCUGAUGACGAUAGACACCUCCUUCCAAACAACUUUCACCCCGGAGACUCUGAAAGCCGGUCAGCUUCUGUCUCGGAUAAGCCGCUGUCAAGUGUGCAUGAAGAACCUCUAAGGUCCACGGUGGCAGAGUCUUCACAUGGUGCUUAUUUAACUUAUUACCUCUGUGAAAGCAGCGGGCCGAACUCUUGGGCACCCAAGCGAGUGGCACUAAUAAUGAAGGCUUGUAGGACGAAAUUCGCUUGGCUCCACUCGCCGUCCUCUUGCUUCAUUCUGCUCCUUGGUUCAUAAGUGCCACCUCUGCAGCUCCCACAAGUGCCAAUGAUGUCUCAGUUUUUAUUGAACUCGGCAAGUGAAAAGGGUGGCAUACAGGGUCUUCUUUUUCAGCAUUGCCCAUCACUGUUAUCUUAUCUUGCAUAUUCACCAAGCAUAAUUAGAGUAUAAAAACAAACUGAAAUCAACCUGUAAAGCUCAUCGCCUUUAGGGUGCCACCACUUUUACCAGGCAUACAAGACAAGUGUGCAUCUCUGCUGCUCAGUACGCAUCUCACUUAUUUGUGCCUGGCACACACUGCAUUGAUGAGGUGCCAAUCCAGUCUGGAAUCUCCCGUCUCUCACAGUUUAAGCUCCUAGGGAGACAGUAUGCUGCAGUACCUGACCAUCUUUGGAGAGCCAGGUGUGCCACCAUGCAUUCCAACCUUCUCAAUGACCACUCCUAAACAGUAAUGCCAUCUGUAGCCCUAAAUACCCACCAAUUUAGUAUUGUGUAGCUCGGAAUGCUCACUGCUUUGUCGCCUUUGUUGCCUGCUUCACCACUGCCAGCUAGUGCCCGCUCAAUGUGCUUCAUCACCAUAAUCGCUCCUAGCCCAAAGACUUGCUAAGUAACAUUAAUGGCACAUAAUAGCGCUCAGUGCCCCCUGCUUCAGCAAUGAAGCCAAUGCUUUAAAGAAAUGGCAACAAGUGCUGCCACUGUUUCCCAUCACUUUCACUCACAGAAUGGCAGCCUCAGCAGCAGAGAGGCGAGUGGUGCCCAGUGCCAUGACAUGUCAAAUUUAAAGUGGGUGUUUUUUGUGCUGGCUGGUAAAGGUGACCCCGGGGCACAAGCCCACCCUUGUCUUGGAUGUCCCUGUCCACUUGCACUCAUGGGAGCGCAGCGCUUAUGGCCAACGGUCAAGCGGGUCACUCGCUCAGGUUGCCUUUUCCUUGAUGCACUGAAGAGUAUUUUGUAACCUUCAUUUCUAGAUUGAUUUCCGAGUGCGCUUUAUCGAUGUUGUAAAGUCGCCAGGCUCGCCACCAUCCGCUUGUCUCUGUGGACGUCUCUGGAAUUCUCUCUUUCAUAUUAAAUUGAGUUGUUGUUUUUUAUACAUUGUCACUGUACUAAAUAAAUUACUGUUGUUUAACUCCUUA